Molecule: messenger RNA, 3835 nt
Organism: Carassius auratus (goldfish)
Lineage: Eukaryota; Metazoa; Chordata; Actinopteri; Cypriniformes; Cyprinidae
Exons: 2
Coding region: 207-3491 (1094 amino acids)
Biological process (GO): DNA integration
Molecular function (GO): nucleic acid binding
Source: RefSeq, a predicted model, not a curated record
UCUUCUCUCCAUGCACAAAAGGUUUCAAUGUCGUAGAGCGGGGUGAGUCACCUUUUUUGUCAUAUCUACCCGACCCACCAUGUUCUCUCAAGUGUUCAAAAACCAGUGAGAGCUAUACAACUGGCUUAAAAGAGAAUGUGUUCUUCAGAUCUUCAGAGGAUGAUAAAUCUGCUUUAUCUGUAGAGGAUAGAGUCUUUCUCGACAUAAUGGACAAAGAGGUGUACCUUGAUAAUGAUAACCACUGGGUGGCGCCACUUCCAUUCCGCUCUCCAAGAAAGCAACUCCCGAACAAUAGAGAGCAAGCUAUACAAAGGCUGAACUCGUUGCAGCGCACUCUUUCAAAGAAACCGAAUAUGAAAACGCAUUUCUUUGGUUUUAUGCAGAAGGUGAUUGAAAAUGAGCAAGCAGAACCUGCUCCACCCUUACAAUCAGAGGAAGAAUGUUGGUAUUUGCCAAUUUUUGGAGUUUACCACCCACACAAACCUGACAAAAUCAGGGUGGUCUUCGAUUCGAGCGCUCAGUAUGGAGGGGUGUCCCUUAAUGAUGUUUUGAUGAGCGGACCUGAUCUUAACAAUACCCUUUUGGGUGUGCUGUUGCGCUUCCGUAGGGAGAAAGUAGCUGUGAUGGCGGACAUAGAACAAAUGUUCUAUUGUUUCAAGGUAAAAGAGCAGCAUCGCAACUAUCUUCGCUUUCUUUGGCACAAAGACAACUGUGCAGAAAAGGAGAUCAUUGAUUACAGAAUGACCGUGCACGUCUUUGGCAAUAGUCCUUCGCCAGCAGUCGCUAUAUAUGCCUUAAGGCGAGCAGCAGAGUAUGGCGAAGCAGAUUAUGGUAUGGAUGCUAAGGACUUUGUGUUACGCAACUUCUACGUUGACGAUGGCAUCACAUCUGUCCCUACUGAAAGAGAAGCCAUUGAUCUCCUAAAGCGUACGCAAGCAAUGCUAUCAAAGUCAAGCUUGAAUCUGCAUAAAGUGGCUUCUAACAGUGCUUCGGUGAUGGAAGCUUUUCCAUCUAGUGAGAGAGCCAACGAUCUCAAAGGCCUGGAUUUUGAUAAAGACCCAAUACCUCUCCAACGCAGCCUUGGUAUAAGUUGGAACAUCAAGGCAGACUGCUUCACAUUUAAAGCUUCUCAAGAUCUCAAACCCUUUACUCGAAGAGGGAUCCUUUCCACCGUCAAUAGUUUAUAUGAUCCCCUCGGGUUUGUCUGUCCAGUCACUAUGCAAGGCAAAGCUAUAGUGAGAGAACUUUCAACUAUACAACAGGAUUGGGACACUGUUCUUCCGGCAGACAAAAGAGAUUCGUGGAAGGUAUGGACUUCAUCUUUAGCAGAGCUUGAUCGAUUGCAAAUACCACGAUCUUAUGUCCCAACCUCAUUGUGUGGAGCUCAGGUUCGAGAGUUGUGUAUCUUCUCGGAUGCUUCUAUUUUAGCUAUCGCUGCAGUAGCGUACCUACGAGUAAUAGACUCAAACGGACAGCUUCACGUGGGGUUUGUAAUGGGAAAGUCCAAGUUGGCCCCUUUUCCAGCACAUACUGUUCCACGCCUGGAGUUAUGUGCAGCGGUACUUGCUGUUGAGCUGAUGGAACUUAUAAAGGAAGAAAUUGACAUAGAGUUCCACAAUAUCCAGUUCUACACUGACAGUCGCAUAGUGCUCGGCUACAUUCACAAUGUAACACGCAGAUUCUACAUGUACGUGGCUAACAGAGUUGCACGCAUAAGAAAAACCACGGAACCUAGUCAAUGGCAUUACGUCUGUUCUGAACAGAACCCAGCAGAUCAUGCCACCAGGUUUGUGGCAGCAGCCCACUUACCCCUUACCAACUGGUUCUCAGGUCCAGAGUUCCUUAGGGAAUGUGACCCUAUAGGAUGUAGUUUAGGAGAGUCAUAUGGACUUGUAAAAGCAGAAGAGGAUGUUGAAAUUCGCCCCCAAGUGAACACACUGGCAACUAACGUCAAAGAGGACUUACUAGGCUCAAGCAGAUUUGAACGUUUCUCAAGCUGGAGAUCCUUGGUGAGAGCUAUCACUACUCUGACGCACAUAGCAAAUUCAUUCUCACAAUCUUUUCCUGACACACUCUGUCGAAAAUGGCAUCUGUGUACUAAAACCUCAGGUGUGGAGAUAUCACAAGCCAAGGCGACUAUAGUCAAAACCGUACAACGAGAAGUGUACCAGGAAGAAUUUGAGAGUUUGACUAAGUUUGGUAAAGUCUCGCAGCGUAGCACACUCCUGAGGCUUGACCCCUUUGUGGACAAUGAGGGUCUGUUAAGAGUUGGGGGUCGCAUUCACUGUGCUGACAUCUCUGAUAUAGAGAAGCAUCCCUUGAUAAUCCCUCCCAAUCAUCACGUAACCGGUCUUUUAAUUCAGCAUUAUCAUGAUCAAGUGGCUCAUCAAGGCCGGCAUUUUACUGAGGGUGCUAUACGUAGUGCUGGAUUGUGGAUAGUCAGUGGCAAAAGAUCUGUUUCAAAUAUCAUCCACAAAUGUGUGCUGUGCAAGAAACUGAGAGGUAAGAUGGAGAGUCAGAAGAUGUCGGCUUUGCCCUCAGAUAGAGUUUCUGUAGAUCCACCUUUCACACACACAGGUCUUGAUGUUUUUGGACCAUUCACUGUGGUGACACGUAAGACAAGAGGGCAUAAUGCUGAGAACAAGCGAUGGGCUGUCAUAUUCAGUUGCUUAAAUACCAGAGCAGUUCACUUAGAGGUUGUGGAGUCUCUAUCAGCGUCAAGCUUUAUAUGUGCUUUGCGUCGCUUCUUGGCUGUCAGAGGACCAGUGAAGCACUUUCGUUCUGACAGGGGGACAAAUUUCGUUGGAGCAGUCAAGGAACUCCAAAUUGACAGUAGCGACUCAGAGUUGAAAGGCUUCUUGCAGAAUCAAGGUUGCACGUGGACCAUUAAUGCUCCACAUUCCUCCCAUAUGGGAGGAGUGUGGGAAAGAAUGAUCGGCAUUGCCAGACGUAUUUUGGAGGCUCUCUUGAUGAAAACUCCCACAAGACUCACGCAUGAGGUCUUAACAACUUUAAUGGCAGAAGUCAUGGCCAUCAUGAAUUCCAGACCCUUAAUCCCAAUUUCAUCAGAUACGGGCAUGCCCCAAGUGCUUUCACCAGCAAUGCUCUUAACUCAGAAGGCGAGUGUUGCUCCAGCACCUCCAGGAAAUUUUGAGAUAGGGCACUUGCACAAAAAUCAGUGGCGUCAAGUCCAGAUGCUGGCUGAUUCAUUCUGGAAGCGAUGGAAGCAGGAGUACUUGUCUACCUUGCAACCCAGGAGAAAAUGGACAGAGGAGAGAGAGAGUAUUCAGGAAGGAGACAUUGUUCUGUUGAAGGAUGGGGAAGCUAAGCGCAGUGAGUGGCCAAUUGGUCUCAUAGCAAAGACUGUAGCCUCAUCUGAUGGAAAAAUUCGUAAGGUUAUGGUGAAGACUGCUAAGCAAGGGGUAUUCAGAGAGUACUUAAGACCUAUAUGUGAUGUUGUCUUACUUUUGUCAAAUAAUCGGAAUGCAUAGUGGUAUAACACAAGUUAUACCAGGCGGGGAGUGUUCUGUGCAGUAUUAGUUCUUUCUUUAGUUUCAUUUUGGUUUGUAUAAGUAGUUCAUGUGUGACACCUUGUGGUGAAAAUCGUUAUUACAAUUCUCAGUAGAACGCAACAGGAAGCUCGUAAAACAGUAGAAGAAGAGUCGUUUUCUGUGAUCUGCGUUUUAGAUUCUGUCUAAUCCUUGGAGUAGAUACGACCUUUUACAGUAAAGUAAAGUGCAUCACAUAAGCACAACGAAGAACGUGUGAUGAAGCUUUAUUCCUGUUAGCUAUCUGUCAGUCUUUGGUUUAGAACACCAUUGCCAGGGCAGAAUAC